Colletotrichum scovillei is the source of this 1764-nucleotide messenger RNA. Its product is annotated as putative cytochrome b5-like Heme/Steroid binding domain-containing protein. The transcript has 3 exons. Gene Ontology annotation, molecular function: heme binding. NCBI's taxonomy places the organism in Eukaryota, Fungi, Ascomycota, Sordariomycetes, Glomerellales, Glomerellaceae. The record is from RefSeq and is a predicted model, not a curated record. Gene Ontology annotation, cellular component: intracellular membrane-bounded organelle; membrane. The coding region runs from base 1 to 1764 and encodes 587 amino acids.
AUGACGCCUUACAGCCAGGUCGACCCUCGGCACAGACUAUCAUGUCUAACAAUUUCGCUAGUUCGCAGGAACCAACGUGACGAAUUUGACACAGAUCGUCUAGCCGGUUUCUUGAUUUACCCGCUAUGCGUGGGCUAUAACCAAUACGGCGUACUCGACUAUGCAGUUCGUCAUCGAGACUUUCAAGCUCGCAUUCAUGAUGAGAAUACGACGCAGUGGUUCUGGCGGGCCAUAGGGUUUCUCUUGCUAGCCUCGCUGCCUGUACGAGUAGAGGAAGUCGUACCGGCGAAACAGCCAAAACGUCUGCUAUCGAACCCUUGGACUACCACCCAAAGUCUCCCGCUCAGCCAGUCAACAAAAGACGCUAUCCAGGCACAGGUCGAGACAGCAAGUGCGGAACGAUGGUUCUACCCGACGUUCAAGUUACGAAGGCGACACUUGCAAGAUCCCAACGACCCAUAUUUGGCACGCAGCGAUCGCCACAGUAACAUUGAUCUAGCAGAGACCGCAUUCAAUACAUACACGUCACUCUGCAUAGAGCCAGCCGGUUUGCGAGACGCCUUUGUAGCCGAAUGUUCAAGCUUAAGAGCCCAACUGGAUGCCGACUUUGCAAACGGCUACACCUCGUGGCUUGACUUCCGUUUUCAAGUGCCUCAAUACCCUGGGCAAACGUACGAUCGUAGGACACUUUCACUAUUGGACUUUCAUCGGUCAGGUGCGAAUCCUGGAAACUCUCCAGACAAGGACAGUGGAGACAGAGCUACCGAGAUAUUCCACGGAGAAGACCCGGCAAAAUACCCCUCGAUAGACUUGCCGGCUUUUGCGAAGGCUGGCAUUGUCACUGUACCUUCAAAGCCGGGUGAGAGCCAUCAGCGAUAUCAACUACCAUACUACACAGUGGCUGAGUUGUACGAUCACGCAAAAGUACUCGGAGAUGAGCUGAUUCUGGUCGAGAAUGGGCAUCACCUGGAUGUUCACAAAUGUUCUGCCAUCUGUCGAUCGCUUGAGCUUGAUGAGGACGAACUGCCCGAGUUCACCAAGCCCACUUUCUACGGCACCCAGUUGACUGAUUACGGAGUAGGAUGUCUCUACGAAGCUGACAUCCCUUCCUUGCCCUUGGGGCGAGUGGUUCGCGUCUUGCGGGAAGAUGACAUUGCUCAGUGUGAUGGAACCGGUGGGGACCCGUUAUGGAUCCGCAUACACAACAGCGUUUUUGAUAUUACUCACUUGAAGUGCUUAUCAGAGCCGGCACUACGGAGGCUCUUGGCGAGUAACCCAGGUGGAGACCCAUCCCUUGAAUUACUACAAGAUGGGUAUUCUCUUGACGAGAUCAAGAAGUCUCUUGCACCGUGGCGAAUUGGCAUGACGGCCAAAACUCCAGGCGUAGUUGCCGACAAGCAUUCCGUCAGAACCUUCACGCCCCAAUCGCUCAGACGACAUGAAUUCAGAGAGACAGGGAUGUACGUUGCGAUUGAAAACAAGGUUUACAACAUCACCGACUAUGCCGAAACACAUCCAGGAGGGCUCCAGUGUUUGGUCGAGAAUGGUGGACGAGAUAUUACAGAUCUCUUCAACAAAUAUCAUCAAACGAACCGCGACCGGGUGCUCAAAGGUCUGCAGGAGUUGUAUAUCGGCAAUCUGAUCGAACAGCGACAAGAAUAUGCAGAUGAUAAUGUGGAAAGUCUUGCCAAUGACAGACCUGUGCUUCCACAUGAAAUCAGAUUCGGCAGGGAGGUUUACUCGGUGGAAGGUGAGCUUGAAUGA